Messenger RNA from Apaloderma vittatum (bar-tailed trogon), 444 nucleotides. RefSeq names its product microtubule-associated protein tau-like. Gene Ontology annotation, cellular component: neuron projection. NCBI's taxonomy places the organism in Eukaryota, Metazoa, Chordata, Aves, Trogoniformes, Trogonidae. The record is from RefSeq and is a predicted model, not a curated record. Gene Ontology annotation, biological process: microtubule cytoskeleton organization; neuron projection development. Gene Ontology annotation, molecular function: microtubule binding. The annotation marks the transcript as partial. The transcript has 4 exons.
AUGACGCGUGGUCGAGCUCCAGAUGGUCAUGUUGUUUCUCACGCUCUUUUCUGGCUACCAAAGGUGCAGAUUAUUAAUAAGAAGCUGGACUUUAGCAGCGUUCAAUCCAGGUGUGGCUCAAAGGAUAAUAUCAAACACAUCCCGGGAGGAGGCAGUGUGCAGAUUGUUAAUAAGAAGUUGGACUUUAGCAGCGUUCAAUCCAGGUGUGGCUCAAAGGAUAAUAUCAAACACAUCCCGGGAGGAGGCAGUGUUCAAAUCGUUUACAAGCCCGUCGACUUGAGCCACGUGACGUCCAAAUGUGGGUCCCUGGGCAACAUCCAUCACAAACCAGGCGGCGGCCAGGUGGAGGUGAAAUCUGAGAAACUGGACUUCAAAGAUAAGGUGCAAUCGAAAAUCGGGUCCUUAGAUAACAUCAGCCACGUCCCCGGAGGAGGAAAUAAAAAG